UUGGAAAAUGCGAUUUCUCCUUCUUAUCCUGAAAGAGUCAACACAUGAGAAUGAGAGAGAUGGAGAACAAAACUAAUCAAGAAGAAGUUUCAAUCAUCAACGUUUCAUCACUUACUUGUAUAGAUCUUGCUAACUCCAAUCUUCAUCAAUCAGCUGCUUCGCUUAAACAGGCAUGUCUAGACUGUGGAUUUUUCUAUGUCACAAAUCAUGGUAUAAGUGAGGAUUUGAGGGACGAGGCUUUCGAGCAAAGCAAGAAGUUCUUUGCUCUUCCUUUGGAAGAAAAAAUGAAAGCCUUGAGAAACGAAAAGCAUCAAGGCUAUUCAUCCGUCCUUAGUCAUAUCUCCGAUAACCAAAUCCACGGUGAUUACAAAGAGAGUUAUUUCAUCGGAAUCGAAGGCUCCAUAGAUGGUCCGCAUUCGGAUACACCAUUCUGUCGCCCCAACAUUUGGCCUAGCCAUGAUGUUUUGCCGGGAUGGCGGGAGACCAUGGAGAAAUAUCAUCAAGAAGCAUUGAGGGUUUGUAAGGCUAUUGCUAGAGUAUUGGCAUUGGCACUCAACGUUGAUGAAGAUUACUUUGAUAAACCGGAAAUGUUGGGAAAUCCGCUCGUAUUUAUGCGCUUGAUUCACUAUGAAGGGAUAUCUGAUCCCUCCAAAGGAAUAUAUGGAUGCGGGCCACAUUCCGAUUUUGGAAUGAUGACUCUCUUAGCAACCGAUAAUGUAAUGGAUCUUCAGAUAUGCAAGGAUAAAGACAUGGAGCCUAGAAAGUGGGAAUAUGUACCAUCGAUUAAAGAUGCAUACAUAGUGAAUAUUGGUGACUUGCUGGAGCGUUGGAGCAACGGCAUUUUUAAAUCGACAUUGCAUCGCGUACUUGGGAACGGUCAGGACCGAUAUUCGAUUGCAUUGUUCUUGCAACCGAGUCACGACUGUCUAGUAGAAUGUCUUCCUACCUGCCAUUCUGAAAACAACCCUCCCAAAUAUCCAGCUGUCAAAUGUUCAACGUUCCUAACCCAACGUUACAAGGAUUCACAAGUGGAUUUGACCAAAAAGCAGACGUAAGUGAAAGUCUUUUGGGUUUCUAGUAGGGUUCAAGUUCUUCCCCACCAUAAAUGCUUUGUUUUUCUUGUUGAGCUCGUUGUUAAAAGUGUUGUUAUUUGGUUUUCACACCAAGAGAUUCAUAUGUGAAAGUAGAAUUAUCAUUUAAUUA
Capsella rubella is the source of this 1203-nucleotide messenger RNA. Its product is annotated as 2-oxoglutarate-Fe(II) type oxidoreductase. The record is from RefSeq and is a predicted model, not a curated record. Lineage: Eukaryota; Viridiplantae; Streptophyta; Magnoliopsida; Brassicales; Brassicaceae. The transcript is spliced from 11 exons. The coding region runs from base 45 to 1055 and encodes 336 amino acids.